Messenger RNA from Dama dama (fallow deer), 1530 nucleotides. Its product is annotated as PRAME family member 8-like. NCBI's taxonomy places the organism in Eukaryota, Metazoa, Chordata, Mammalia, Artiodactyla, Cervidae. Gene Ontology annotation, cellular component: cytoplasm. The record is from RefSeq and is a predicted model, not a curated record. Bases 1 to 1530 code for a protein of 509 amino acids. The transcript is spliced from 5 exons.
AUGAGCCUGUUGAGAGAUGAGGCCUUGGCCAUCUGCUCUUUGGAGUAUCUGCCCAUGGAGCUCUAUCCACCACUAUUCAUGGCCGCCUUCUCUCUCAGACGCAGUGAGACCCUGAUGGCCAUGGUACAAGCCUGGCCCUUUGGCCGCCUGCCUCUAGGGGGUCUGAUGAAGAGGCCUCACCAAGAAACCUUAGAAGCAGUGCUGGAUGGACUUGAUGUCCUGCUGGCCCAGGAGGUUCACUCCAGGAAGAGCAAAUUGCGGGUGCUGGACUUGAGAAAUACUGGCCAGGACUUCUGGAACAUGUGGUCUGGAGACAAGUACCAUGAGUCCUCAAGUUCACUGAUGGCAUUAAUGGCUAAGGACAUGUCAGGGACAAAGCACCCUUUGGCUCCCUUGGAGGUGUAUGUAGAUCUUUGUCUCAAGGAAAAGACCUGGGGCAAAUUUAUCACCUACCUCUUCAGGUGGGUGGAGCAGCGGAAGGGGUCCAUACACUUGUGCUGUAAGAAGAUGAAGAUUAUUUCAAGGUCCAAGGAAACUAUUAAGAAAGUUUUCCGAAUAGUGAAGCUGGAUUGUAUCCAGGAGGUGGAAUUGAAUUUCACCCAGAAGCUGUCCACCUUGGCCAAGUUUGCUUCUCUCCUGGGCAAGAUGAGCAAUGUUCAGAGGCUCCUUCUCUCCCCGAUUCAUGGGUCUGCUGUUGAGGAACAGGACCAGCAGGCUCUUCUGCGAUUUACCUCUCAGAUCCUCAGGCUGCAGCACCUCCGCUAUCUCCGUAUGGAAGGUCCAUCUUUCCUCGAAGGCCACCUGAACCAGAUGCUCAGAUGCCUGAAGAUCCCCUUGUACAACAUCUCAAUAACCAACUGCCAACUUACAGAAUCAGACUUGACCCAUCUGUCCCAGUGUCCAGAAAUCUGUCAGCUAAGGGGCCUGAAUCUGAGUGGUGUUACCCUGACCAACUUUCAUCCCAAGCUCAUCCAAGGUCUGCUGGAGAAAGUUGCAGACACUGUUGAAGAGCUGAACUUAAAUGUGUGUGGGAUCAUGGACUCCCUCCUCACAGCCCUUCUGCCUGCCCUGAGCUGCUGCUCCCAGCUCAGGGUCCUCAGCAUGUGUGGAAACCUCAUCUCCAUGGCCGUUCUGGAGAGUCUCCUGCGUCAUACUCAUGGGUUGUCUGCUUUGCGUCUAGAGUUUUAUCCUGCCCCUCGGGAGAGUUACAGCUCUCUGGGCUGCCUGGACCAGAUGCUCAGAUGCCUGAGGACCCCCUUGGACCACCUGGCAAUAACUAAGUGCUGGCUUACAGAAUCAGACCUGACCCAUCUGUCCCAGUGCCCAGACCUUCUUCAGCUCAAAGGCCUGGAUCUGAGCGGUGUCACCAUGAUCAACUUUAGUACUGAGAUCCUCCACGUUCUUCCAAAGCAAGUUGCAGCCACCCUCCAGGAACUGAACUUAGAGCAGUGUGGGAUCACAGAGUCCCAACUUGAGUCCAUCCUGCCUGUUCUGAGCUGCUGUUCCCAGCUCAGAUCCUUCAGUCUAUGA